CAGGCUUUCCAGCGAUCGAUCGAGCUUGCGAUCUUCAUGAGGUGACUUUGUAGAUUCUCUCUGGGUGAUGGGAUCUAGUAGCGAGGUCUCGGAGGACAUCGAGUGGCACUCCCCGGGAGGAGUGCCAGCGGCGGCUGCGCCAUCGCCAGCCCCGCCGGAGGAGGCGAAAUUGAUCGCGCCCAUCAAAGGCAAGCGCAGCUGCGGGAUCAGGAAGAGGAAUUCGAGCGUGAAAAAUCGCAAGGUGGAAGUGGAGGAGGAGGAGCCGGAGGAGAAGAAGUUGAAGAAGGCGGCGCCAAAGCGGAGCUCGACCAGGGAUCGCCACACCAAGGUGGAGGGGCGGGGCCGGAGGAUCAGGAUGCCGGCGGCGUGCGCCGCCAGGAUCUUCCAGCUCACGCGGGAGCUGGGCAAUAAGUCUGAGGGCGAGACCAUCGAGUGGCUGCUCAAGCAGGCGGAACCUUCGAUCAUCAAGGCCACGGGCACAGGUACCAUCCCGGCGCUCGCCUUCUCAGUGGCGGCGCCGCUGGCACUCCGCCAGGCCGCCGCCAAUUAUGUCGCGCCGAUCGCCGUCGCCACCCGCUCCAGCCUGCCGCUGGAUUUCGCGGCGCCGCGAGUGGACAACGCUAACGCCACCACCACCACCACCACUACUAUCACCACCGAGGGUGGCGGCGGUGGUGGCGGUGGCGGCGAUGAGAACUCCAACGAGAGCCAUCGAAGGUACGAGUUCCAAGAGAAUGGGGACAGUGGAUCCAUCGGAGACGAUCAUGGAGAGGGGAACGCCAAGAACUUGCUCACUAGCUUGAAAGAUGAUCCACCAUCUCUCCAAUCCAAGCAACAGCAAGCUCUCGACGACCACCACCAGCAUGACCAAGAAGAACUCGCGAUCCAUCACCACCAGCAGCAAAUCUCUUGGCCCGUGCCAAACCUGUGGAUGCUGCCAGUUCCAUCCAUGGGUGAUCACUCGUGGGCAUACACCACUUCCACUUCGUGUCCCUCGAGCUUCUCAUCGUCGGCGGCGAUGAUCCAGCAGCAGCUCCAGCGGAUGAAUGCGAGCAGCCUGAUCGAGCUGGGGCCUCUGGGAUCGAUGCUGGCGAUGCAGCAUCACCCGGAUCUUUGCGCCCCUGGCAGCGAUAACUUCAACCUCUUUGCCGCGACGUACCACCACCAUCUCCAACGCCAAACAUAUGAUCCUCACGUUACUUCACGAGACGAUAGCGGCUAGCAUUGUGAUGCUUAAAAUCCCCUCCACUUGUAAAACAUUUCAACUGUUGUCAUCUUGGACGUUCAAAUUUUUGGU
This is a messenger RNA of Selaginella moellendorffii, 1297 nucleotides long. Its product is annotated as transcription factor TCP20-like. The transcript has a single exon. The record is from RefSeq and is a predicted model, not a curated record. Gene Ontology annotation, cellular component: nucleus. Gene Ontology annotation, molecular function: sequence-specific DNA binding; DNA-binding transcription factor activity. Lineage: Eukaryota; Viridiplantae; Streptophyta; Lycopodiopsida; Selaginellales; Selaginellaceae. The coding region runs from base 68 to 1222 and encodes 384 amino acids.